Messenger RNA from Eurytemora carolleeae, 3153 nucleotides. RefSeq lists its product as uncharacterized. The transcript has 20 exons. The record is from RefSeq and is a predicted model, not a curated record. The coding region runs from base 65 to 2938 and encodes 957 amino acids. NCBI's taxonomy places the organism in Eukaryota, Metazoa, Arthropoda, Copepoda, Calanoida, Temoridae.
AGUAAGGAAGGCUGGAGCUGUUGAUAACAUUGAACUAUUACAUCCUGUGUUUGAAGUGAAGUCAAUGGAAGAUCAUGUAAUGAUAAAUCUAAAUGAGAAAAAAAGAUUAUCAAAUAUCUCAAUUAUUCUUACAUAUUCUGUUCUCGUCAUGGUUUUUUUUCAGAAAAAUGUAAUGCUUGGUUUAGGAAAGGUGACUCUCGUUAGAGAGAGGGGGGAGAAGGAACGGGUCAAAGUUAAAGUUUGUCGGGAGCUUAAUCUCUCCAGUAGAUCAGAGGUUGAAUGCUAUGAUGAUCCUGAUGAAUGGGAACAGUUUAAACUGGAAAAGAAAAAAGAGGAUAAACUGGUGGCAGAAGCUCGAGGAAGGGCUGCUCAAGACAAGCUUUGUAGAGAAAAAUGGAUGCAGAAAAAAAUUGAAAAGGCUGAGAAAGACAUGAAGGAAAGUGUAGUUCUAAUUGAGAAACUGAGAUCAGCAAACAAGGUUUGGGAACAGGAGAACAAUGUCCAGAUCGUUGAUGUUAAUCCCCGAAAAAUAGCAGUUGAGAAAUCGACCAAACCGGUUCAAAGAAAAUCUGGAAUUCUGCAGGAAUCCGGAAACCUGCAGCCCAGCUUGGUUUGCCCGGAAUCCAGGAAAACUGUCCCGCGUAGAAUCAUCUCUACUGAACUCGUGAACCGUGGGGGCAACAGCUCUCGAGGAAAAUCCACGAAAGAUAGAAACCUUGUUCCAAAACCCCGAAUAUCAUUGGCUAGUCGGACUUCUGGGAAUACAACUGAAAGGACUGAUAAAGAAGGUUUAGAUUUAUCAAGACUAUCAACUAUUCUAGAAGCUACAGAGAAUGUUGGAGAAUCAACCACAGCCAGUUCUAUUACAGAUGAAGUUGACUUUAUACCCGUCAGAGGUCCAAGUAGAGCUGAAGAUGAAUUUUCAUCGAACAGUGCUAGCGUUGAAGUUGCUAGUCGUAGGACAAUAACAGAAUCAUCUUUAAAACGUCCUUCAUCGAUUCUUCCUGCCUCAAGGACCUCUGAAGUCUCCCGUCCUCCUGCCUCGGCCUCUUUAAGAACUAAAGACCUCCAAACCUCAAGCAGACCACUAGACAGUGGGGUCAGCUCUCUCCAGCAGGAAUUUGAACCUAGGGCUGGAUAUUUCAAAACCUCUGACCGAGGUCAAAGCCCUGGAGCUGCCCAUGAUACCAACCUAGAUAGUCCGAAUGUCAGUGAUAGUUUUGAUCUCGAAUCUGUCGGAUAUAUUCUUUCUCGAAUACAGGAACACAGAAAGAAGUUAGAGGAGAAUAAGGAAAAUACAGAUUCGAUGGAGUUUAGUCCUGAAACUUUAUUCAAAACCGUUGAAGAAAAACCUCAAGGACAGAAGACGAAGGAUGCUCAGCACAAGUUUAAAAUUGAUCAAGCUUUUAUUCAGAAAGUUUUGGAAUUUGAAACUUCUUCACCACUCCUAAGCUCGAAAAGUUCAUCCAGAAACUUAAAUUCCAGCAACAGCAAUCCAGAGCCUAGUGUUGAGCUGAAGGAUCGGAGAAAAACAAGAAGAAAAUAUAAAUCCUCAGCCCAAGUUGCCAGUCGAGAUAUUAGUGCAUCUAGUUUAUCAGAUUUAGAAUGUUUAAAGCAGUACAGGAGGCAUAAACCUGUUGGAGCCGAGACUAAACCUCCGGAUACUGGAACCAAUCCUAGUUCUCCGUCAGCAGAUCUAGCAUUUAGGAAAUCCAAGGGAACCCGUCCUAGCCAUCUUGCUCCGGAAGAAAACGAUAAACUCCGGUACUAUAUAAAGAAGUUACUAAGUAUGAAGCAUGAAGACGUGAAGAAUCUCUCAGUUUCUGAUCAGUCAACACAAUCAACUAAUCAAUCCAGUUUAGUUCAAUCAAUCAAUAAGGAUUCAGAUUCCCUUGUACUACAUUCCUCGUUGAAAAGUCCAUUAUCUUGGUCUAGUUCGGAUUCAGGGAAGAAGGUUCGGUUUGAUCUCCACCCGUCCAAUAUUCUCCACCAGUCAGAGAACAUAGGACGGGUUCAGGAGAUCUUCAGCUCAUUCAACGGUUCUAGAAGGAUGGAUUCAAGCUUAGAUGCUACUCUAUAUAGAUCUUUGCAAUUCUUGGAUCAGGACAGAGGAAUAGAUGAAAUUGACGGUGUCACCAGCACAAAUAUACAUUAUAAAGAUAGGGUAGCGGAGAACCCAUACCUUACGGAGAACCUACCCAACCUUUCCUACCCAGAGAUACAACAGAUAUUUCAGAGGAAACGAUCAGAACUAGAAAACCAACUUCAACUUUUAGACAAACAUCGGGGUCAACCUGUAGAUCGACAGGUUCAUGAAGAACAACACAGUCAACUUGAAGAGCUGGAUCUACUUCAUCGUCUUGAAGUACUAGAUCCUCCAUAUCCAGAAGAGGAAAGAAGCAAUAUGCGAACCAGUUCUUCUAAUCAACAAUUAGAGGUUUCUGAGGGAUCACUUGUCUCCUCUCGUCCGUCCUCAAGAGCUAGAGUUGCUCGUCCAGAAUCUCCGGGUUCAGGAGGAAGCAGCUCAGCACAUGAGAAGAUUGAAAACUACAGGAGCAGCAGUAGCAGUUUAGCUGUUCUUAGCAGCUCAUCUAGUUCAUUAACUCAUGUCACCAGUAAUCCAGCUACAAGCAACAUCAGGACCAUUUCCGGAGAACUCAGCAGUUUUUCCUCUGGCUUUUCUUUAUUCAAAAACCCUAAGGAACACCAAAAACAGAUUCACAGCACACCUCUACAGAAAGUAUCUACGAGUGUGAGUAUAUAUACUAGUGAGUACAGGAGGGAGACCACGGACAAAGUUAGAUCAGUUUAUACGGGUAAGGUUGAAGAAAUGCGGGAAACUUCUACGACGUUCUUCUCCGAUGUCGGAACAGAUAGCGAGUCGGGGAGUAGAAUCAGCUGCAUAGAUCUCAGCUCAGACCAAAGCAACCUUGGAUAGGUUUCAUUCAGAGUAUUUUAGUAAUUUAUGUGACUUGCCAAGAAUUUUAGCGCAAACCUUUACUGCAGAGAGAACGAAAGAGUUUUGUCAUAAUUCGAAUUAGACAUGCCAUUGCCAUGCCACUCUAUAGUCGAUGGUUACCUUAAGUUACCUCUACACUUUUUAGUCUCUUUUUAAAUCAAUCUAUUUAAUUUUUCUUAGAUUAAUUUAGCCAA